Molecule: messenger RNA, 2291 nt
Organism: Chenopodium quinoa (quinoa)
Lineage: Eukaryota; Viridiplantae; Streptophyta; Magnoliopsida; Caryophyllales; Amaranthaceae
Exons: 7
Coding region: 351-1790 (479 amino acids)
Molecular function (GO): glycosyltransferase activity
Source: RefSeq, a predicted model, not a curated record
CAAUACGGCCCCUACCUCAAAAUCCUAAUAUCAGCCCACCUUCCUCCUCCUUGUCUCGAGGAAAUUGUUUCCAACUUCCAAUAUUCAGGUGUCGGCACUUCGACCAUUGCACCACUCCACCAUUUUCCACUCUCAUUAUUUAGAUUAACAAUAACAACGACAACACUUCCUACUUCCUCACUUUCUCUCUCCUCCCAAUUCCCCCAAAUUUCAUCAUCAAUCACACCCCACCCUUUCUUCAAUCACCAUAAACCCUAGAAAAUGUCGCAAUCCAAUCCCAUCAAUCAUUCAUCCUCCCACUUCUACUGCUAACAAAUUCAACCAGAGAAAAUCAACAAUUAGCAUCCAAAAUGGCGAAACCAAUUUCAUCUUCUUCAUCGUUUCAUCUGCAAUCUCUAAAGAAGAAGACAUGGUUGUUAACGAUCUUAGCUCUGUUUUCGAUUUCUACCCUAAUUGUAUUGCUUUUUCGAGCUAGUUUUUCUCCUUCUUGUGAUGAUCGAUUGUUGUAUGGAGGUAAGGAUGAGCAGAUCCUUCAUUCAUCUUCUUCGUCGUCGUCGUCGUCGUUAUCGCCGCGUUCGAGUCCGCUUUACUUUAUGAAGUCUAAGCUCGUUCUCUUGGUUUCGCAUCAACUCUCGCUUUCUGGUGGACCACUGUUGCUGAUGGAGUUGGCAUUUCUGUUGAGAGGUGUUGGUGCUGAAGUCGUGUGGAUUACUUAUCAAAAACCAGCUGAACCAGAUGAGGUUGUAUACAGUUUGGAAAAUAAAAUGCUGGACAGAGGAGUACAGAUUCUCCAUGCAAAGGGCCAAAAGACUAUUGAUACUGCUCUGAAAGCUGAUCUAGUUGUAUUAAAUACUGCUGUUGCUGGGAAAUGGCUGGACGCUGUGCUAAAGGAUAAUGUUUCUCGUGUUCUUCCAAAGAUAUUGUGGUGGAUUCAUGAAAUGCGAGGACAUUAUUUCACUUUGGAGUAUGUGAAGCAUCUACCAUUUGUGGCAGCUGCUAUGAUUGAUUCUCACACCACGGCAGAAUAUUGGAAAAACAGAACUAAAGAACGUUUGGGUAUAAAGAUGCCAGACACAUUUGUCGUGCACCUUGGAAACAGCAAGGACCUUAUGGAAGUUGCUGAGAAUAGUGUGGCCAAGAGAGUUUUACGUGAGCAUGUCCGAGCAAACCUUGGAGUACAGAAUGAGGAUUUGCUCUUUGCUAUUAUAAAUAGUGUAUCUCGUGGAAAAGGUCAGGAUCUAUUUCUGCGUGCUUUCCAGGAAAGCCUGCAGAUUAUUACAGAAAAGAAGUUGCAGGUGCCUCCUCUGCACGCAGUAGUAGUAGGAAGUGAUAUAAGUGCGCAAACUAAAUUUGAAACAGAGCUCCGUAGCUUUGUUGCAGAGAAAAAGAUUCAGAAUCGUGUUCACUUCAUAAAUAAGACCCUGACUGUAGCUCCGUAUCUUGCCGCAAUUGAUGUUCUUGUCCAAAACUCACAGGCUCGUGGAGAAUGUUUUGGGAGGAUAACCAUUGAGGCUAUGGCCUUCCAGCUUCCUGUUCUGGGAACAGCUGCUGGAGGCACCAUGGAAAUAGUUGUGAAUGAGACAACGGGUUUGUUGCAUCCUGCCGGGAAAGAAGGUGUCACCCCUCUGGCGAGGAACAUUGUGAAAUUAGCAACACAUGUUGAGAGGAGGCUGACCAUGGGAUGGAAAGGCUAUGUAAGGGUGAAAGAGAGGUUUCUUGAGCACCAUAUGGCAGAUCGAAUAGCACAUGUCCUAAAAGAAGUAUUAAGGAAAGCCAAGAACAGCGCUUGAUUUGCCAACCUCGACUGACAUAUGGUCCCUAUUCGACGGCCAUUUUUGUGUUCAAAGGAGGACCAAACCUCCUCGAAAAGUUUGUACAAUUCUUAGGCGGAAAAGCUAUUUUAACACAUAGGGGAGAGUAGAAGCGGAUUUUACAAAUCACAGGUGUAUGUAUAUGUUGAAUCCUUGCAGUGAAAUUAGUCAUUCUUGUUGCAAAAAUGUUUGUAGCAUCUUCUUCAGAAAUUUCAAAUAUAUUAAAAAAUGUGUGUGUGUGCGUGUGUGUAUUUUUUUUUUUUUUUUUCCUCUUUUACUUUUUUUAAUACAUUUGUGAGAUUUACUAAACUUUUUUAAGGAAAGAGUAGAAUUUUUCUAAUUUUUUCAAGAAUGUUACUACUCUUCUCCUAUACCAUUAUUAGGAAGUAGGAACUUUAUUUUGGUGAAUUUGUAAGAGCAAUUCCAAUUGUAAGCUAAUUGUUAAAUUAGCUAGUUAUGCCAUAUAUGAUUUUAAGCUAA